Messenger RNA from Malaclemys terrapin pileata, 2208 nucleotides. It is a transcript of the gene TSPAN15, whose product is annotated as tetraspanin 15. The record is from RefSeq and is a predicted model, not a curated record. The transcript is spliced from 8 exons. Gene Ontology annotation, cellular component: membrane. The coding region runs from base 128 to 1015 and encodes 295 amino acids. NCBI's taxonomy places the organism in Eukaryota, Metazoa, Chordata, Testudines, Emydidae.
CUCCUGCGCCGCUGCCACCCAGUGGUGCUGGCCGCGGCUGCGAGACUCCGCCGCCGGCUGGGUGCCGCUCGCGGGCAGGUGGCGGCGGGAGAAGCAGGAAGCGGGCCGGGCCGGGCCGGGGAGCAGGAUGGCGGCCGGGGACUCGGAGAACAUCCGCUACUGUGCGCGCUUCUCCUACCUCUGCCUCAAGUUCACCCUCAUCGUCUACUCCACGUUCUUCUGGUUGAUAGGAGCACUUGUUCUUGCUAUUGGAAUUUAUGCAGAAGUUGAAAGACAGAAGUAUAAAACCCUUGAAAGUGCCUUUCUAGCCCCAGCAAUUAUUUUAAUACUCUUGGGCAUUGUAAUGUUUCUUGUAUCAUUUGUGGGUGUAUUGGCUUCUUUAAGAGACAAUAUAGGCCUUCUUCAAGCAUUUAUGUACAUCCUUGGUAUUUGUCUCUUCAUUGAACUGGUUGGUGGAGUUGUGGCACUAAUCUUCAGAAAUCAGACAAUUGACUUUUUAAAUGAUAAUAUCCGAAGAGGAAUUAGGAAUUAUUAUGAUGAUCUGGACUUCAAAAACAUAAUGGAUUUUGUUCAAAAGCAGUUUAAGUGUUGUGGUGGGGAAGAUUUUAAAGACUGGUCACAGAAUCAGUACCAUGCGUGUUCUGCACCAGGGCCAUUAGCCUGUGGAGUGCCCUAUACUUGUUGUAUUAGCAAUAAGACAGACAUUAUGAACACUAUGUGUGGAUAUAAAAUGAUUGACAGAGAGCCUCUGAGUGUUCGAGACAUUAUAUAUAUCCGAGGAUGCACAAAUGCAGUACUCAUUUGGUUCUUAGACAACUACAGCAUCAUGGCUGGCGUCAUGCUUGGCAUAUUGUUACCCCAGUUCCUUGGAGUGUUGUUAUCUUUACUUUACAUAACUCGCGUAGAGGAUAUCAUUGCUGAAUACAAACUUAAUGAGAAUCUUUUACAAGAAACACAGCCGAAAUCAGAAACUGAAUUUGCAAGCGCAGGUUGCUGUAUGUGUUAUCCUGAGUAAUGUAGCUGCCAUGCAAGAUCUCAACUGCUGUUUAAAAAAAAACAAAUCUUGUGUUGUGGCUUGUAUGUAUUUCCACAGAUCUUAAAGAUCUUGAGCCUAAUUAAUCUGUAAACCUUUUUGAUUUUUUUUUAAAAAGUGUACUUCAAAAACAGAACCUUAACUCUCUCCACCUUGUGUUCUUAACUGCUUUUCCCAAAACUUUGAGUAUGCUUUGAAUUUUCACAGGAUCUCUCAGGCUGUGCACUCUGGGGCAUUUCAUACCCUGGAGAGUGCUAAAUCUCAUGAGAAUUAAAACGUGGGCCAGGUAAUCCGUUGUAUUUUAUAGGAAUGUGGGUUCUGCAGAGGCAGAAGCGUUGCCACCAUAGUGUAGCUUAGUUCAAACAUUUAUUUUGGUGCUUUCCCCAACUCUGCUGGCCCAGGUGGCUGUUUGCCUCUAACACAGGCCCUGUAUCUCCCAUCCUGUGCUCAUUUAUAUCUCUAAGGCAGCAAAUGGCCUCCAAGGUUGACACAGGCCAGCUGUGGAUGGUUAAUUGCAGUGUAGACCUACCCUCAAAACACAAGCCCCGGUGCCUACCCUGCUUGACAGUGAUUGACUGAACGUUUGCUAAUGAUUACUGAAAGAUCUGUGGUGAGGAAUACUUUAUGUUGGGAAAACUCAGAGCUAAACUUUUUUGAAAGAGCUUUUGUAUUCUAGUUUGACAUAUUUAAAUGUUUGUAUUUUCAUAUUGAUUCCUAAUCAUAAGGGGGACUUGUGUGUCUUUGUAUAUUGAGCUAAAUUAUAAUAUCAAAUACAUAUUUAGUAACUUUUUCAUGCUGGUCAUGACUAGGGCUGCCAAUUUUGGUGGGACAUAUUCCUGGAGGUUUCAUCACAUGACAUAAUCUUUAAUUAAAGAUUAAUCUUUAAUUCCUGGGAACUCCAGGACAAUCCUGGAGGGUUGGCAACCCCAGUGACUGAUUUAAUGACAAAAUAUAGCUGCACGUAAUGCAGCACACUUUCAUGGAUGAAUCUUUUGUGCCUUUUAAUAAUGUAGGUAUACACUAGUGUUUGAGUCAGUCAGGUAAUGCUUUGACAAACUUUUUAACAGUUUAUUACUAUACAGAUUUUGUACGAGAGUUAUUGGAUGUUUGGCUAAUUUAAAUCUUGUAAAUAUUGUAUUUUCCCCUCCAAUUAAAUUAACUAGAUUGCCUAUUGA